AUGCCCUCAAUAUGGAAUCGGCCUAAGGGAUUUCUUAGUAGAUGCUGCAGUCAUCCUGACGCCUCAUCUUCUGAAGAUGAAGCCACAAACCUACAGUCGGGCACAGAGCUUCCAGAACUCCCAUCUCAGAUUCGAUUUCCGAGUCAAUCUCAAGAUAAACAUCAGGAUUCCCCACUUAGCCACGUUGAAAGUACCCCACGAAUCACUUUUGAUGAGGUAUUGGGGUUACCUUCACGCGUAUCUCCGACUCCAGGGCCUCAUAUCCCAGGAUCUAUUCGACACAACCGAAAUGACAGCCACAGCAGCAAAUCGUCUCGGGAAAAUGGAGCUUCCCCCUAUCUUGUUCCCCAGUCAACAGGCAAGACAGGUCCAAUUAUGCCAGCCCGGUCGAGGCAUAGUAGCCAGCGUCCCAAGGUGAAACCCAAGGCGAGAUAUGGUGAACAUCAGCUGAAGGGAUUCCAACGCCGAAGAUGGAUUGAAGAUCCCAAUUUCGAAGGGUGCCCAUUUCAAAGAUCUACAUUGAGCUUCGACGAUCUGAAGAGAAAACUCGAAGAUCUAAUGAUCCCGCGCCGUGUUUUACAAAGCGACCGAGAGAUAAAAGAUCCAAAGAGAACCAAGAUCAUAACUUCAACACUUGAGAAAUGCAUAAAAAGACACAAGCUUCCAAAGAAUCCUUCGUGGGAUACCUCAACUGAAACAUCUUACCUGUCUUGGAACAUCCAAUUUAGUUUCUUUUCGUUCAUGGGUACCACUGGGCCGGGUGUCCUGGAGGUCUCUUUGAUGCAACGUAAUCCAACAGAAAAUUACGAAGCUGAUCCAGCGCCGCAUGUUUCUUCUACCCUUCAGGCUGUCUAUCAGCGUGAUUUUGAUCUUGAGACGCUUAAGUAUGUUUUGUUCACUACUGUCAAGAAUCCUGAUACGGAGGGGUUUGUCAAGGAUCAACUUUAUACCGUUAAGAAUAAUCUGACGUGGCCGCAGCUGGGGCAACGGAGUUGGUUUCAUGGGAGUGAUGAAUAUCAUGGUUUGCUAGGUACUGAAGUGGGUAGAAUUGUUGUAGCCCUUGUGUUAGGUGCUUUUGAAAGGGGGACUCACUACAUCUCGGAGAUUGCCAUUUGGAUGGGUGAUUCGGAUUUUCCUGGUAUGGAAUUUUCAAUCAAAAAGUUCUGA
Penicillium angulare is the source of this 1167-nucleotide messenger RNA. RefSeq lists its product as uncharacterized. NCBI's taxonomy places the organism in Eukaryota, Fungi, Ascomycota, Eurotiomycetes, Eurotiales, Aspergillaceae. The record is from RefSeq and is a predicted model, not a curated record. The transcript has a single exon. The coding region runs from base 1 to 1167 and encodes 388 amino acids.